Molecule: messenger RNA, 1911 nt
Organism: Sitophilus oryzae (rice weevil)
Lineage: Eukaryota; Metazoa; Arthropoda; Insecta; Coleoptera; Curculionidae
Product: deoxynucleotidyltransferase terminal-interacting protein 1
Exons: 4
Coding region: 276-1544 (422 amino acids)
Cellular component (GO): nucleus
Molecular function (GO): DNA binding; nucleosome binding
Source: RefSeq, a predicted model, not a curated record
CUGCAAUUUUGACAGCCUUUGUCAAGAAAAGCAAGAAAAGUAAAUAUUUGUUAUAAAUUCCAUAAAGAUUUUACUUUAUUCUGUGUGAUUUUACUUAAUGAAUCACUAAAAACAGAAAUAAAAUCAGACCAAGUAUAAGAAAUAAACUUGAAAGUAUCAAGUAACAAAAAAAGCGCUGUGUGCUCUUAAUAUUUUUCCUUUUAGCGCGUAUUGGGUUAUGUGUAAAGCUGUAUCAAACAAUUUUUGAGAUUUUUUUGAAAAAAGACCACGACAAAAUGAUACCUCCGCUGGCCCCAGGCCAGGCAGAAGACAAGCAAACUAUGGUUAGCUGGAAGAAUACUUUUAAUAUGCGUCAAGUCACACUUCUAAACAUAGCGGCCACAACGUUGGGAAUGAAAAACGGUGCAAAACUCACUAAUCACAAUCACAGAAAACAGUACAGCGUAACUAGUACAGCAAAAUCAUUAGACUUGCUACGUAAAAACCUACAAGCAGCUAUUAACAAAGAUAUAGAUAACAUUAUAAAGAAGUACAUUGAUAAAUUUUUUCAACCUGCUAUCAUCAAUAUUCGAAACAAUUUGGGCCAUGACAGUGUCAACGACAAUCACAUGAGAGACGUUUGCAAACAGAUCCUGGAAGAAGCCAAAUCAAUGUAUACUUUAACGGCUAAGUCAAGGGAACACCCUGUGUAUGAAUGUAGCCAAAGUGAAGCAGACUCUGAGAAUAAUUUUUCGGAUUUACGAUAUCAAAACAUUGAAAGAAUGAGCCCUUUGUUUCAACAGCCCACAAAAAGGAAAGAAAUUGACUUAGACUUAGACAAUUCAGCAUUGACCGUAGCUACGAAAAGACCUAAACACAGGACACUUUCAAGUUACUACAACGACAACUUAGGAUGCAAGUUCUCACUGAAACGGGACGGUCCUAAAUGGAACCCGGAUCGAAUUAAAACAGAGACUCUAUUCAUAAUGGGUUCCCGAGCAAACAAGGUUCUAGGUUAUGGACAAACUCGAGGAAGAUUAUAUGUACGGCAUCCAAAUCUGUUGCGAUACUGUGGAGACCAGGAGGACAAAGAAUGGCUACAAUCACAAAAUUUACUUCCGGCUAAUGGAGGCAAGAUUUACAUCAUGCUUCUGGAAGAUAUCAAGGAGCUUACAGAAAGCGACGAGUACCGGAACAACCCUAACCUACAAUUACAAGAAUUACAUGGUUUCAGAGCUCCGGAAUUUCUGGCAGCUAAAAUUAAAAACUAUCUGGAGUAUAUAAGAAGCGAAAAAAAGCUGAUGGCCGUGCUGGAUAUCGAUGAUAACAGUUCGGAUACUCCGCCACCGAAUGUAACGAUUACAAAUGAUACAGUGGUACUACCCAGUCCAGAUUCUUUGGAUAAUAGCGUGGAGAAUAUAUGGAAAACGUCGCAGUUAAGGCAGCAAAUCGAUUAUCCGAACAUGUCGUCGGAUAUGAGCAGUCUGUCGAGUUCUGUCAUUUCGAGUAUAUUGUCGGGAAACUAUACGGGUAUGAAUAGUUUUAAGAAUGAUACGGGGUUUUAAAUUUAUGGUUAUUUGUUACACCUUGAUUUCCUAUUAAUUUUAUUUAUUUAUUUUUAAAUAAGAAAAAAAUCUAGUCUCGAAUAUGUAAUAACUUUAUAUUUAUUUAUGAAUACUAUUCAGAAAGCUUUAUAUAAAUUUUUAAGUCUCAUUCAAGUAAAUAGAAUACCAGUAGGGGUGAGAUUAUUUCUGUUAUGUAUGUAGAUAAAUCAAAACCAAAUGUAAAUAAAUAUAAGUAAGUUCUUUCUUGACAUUAGGUCUGAUUGGAUUUUAGAAGUAAUUUAUUAAAAAAUAUAUUGUUAUUCGUCAGGGAUGGGUCUUUGCUGGAAAUUUUCAGGAUUUUUUUUACGUUAAGACAAAAAUAUAUACA